UUUUACUUGAAGUACUCUGUGGUUAAAACUCUGAAGAAAAUCAAUAAUAUAUGUAUUUAUUUUUAUAUAAAAUAUUUAAAAAUUGUUAAAUUUUUUUAGUGAAUGUGUCGAUAAAAAAGGGGUUAGCAUUUUCUAUUAGUCAUUAAAUUCAAGUUUUUACUUAAGAAUAGUUAUGGAGUGCCAAGAAAGUUUCAUAUCAAGAUUUGAAAUAAAAGGUGAGCAUGUUUAUAUAAAGAUUCUUUGGAAACACAACGAAGAUGAUCUGUUUCAUAUUCAGGUAUUGGAAAAUACAUCAAGUUGGUAUGGAAACUAUUCUUUAGAAAGUGCUAAACUGUAUGCAGAACUUGUUGAGGAAACUUUAGAAAUAUAUGAGAAUAAUGUGAGACAAUGUUUGAAAAAUCGUAGUAGUGAUUAUUUAUUUGAUUUUGUAUCAAGUGAUGAACCAAAUUUUUGUUGGAAAAAAAGAUAUGAGGGUUCAACUGCAGUUUUAGAACAUGGUAAGGUUAAUUUAAUUAGAGAUACAUUACCAGAACCCAAAAACAGACUCAUAGAUUUUCUCUUGGAUAAAAAUAAGGAAUUAUCGCAAAUCAUUAAAAAAUCUAAAGAAACUAGUGACAACUUGUCUUCAGAAUUGGAAAAAUGUAAAAAAGAAUUAGAGGCAUUUGCUGACACAAAAAUCUCUCUAGAGUCUACCCUGUAUAGUAAAUUUCUUUUGUUAUUAAAUGCGAAGAAAAAAAGAAUUCAGUUGCUUGAAGAACUCCUUAAGGAAAAUUAAAAAUUAAUAAUAUAAUGUAUAUAUAUAUUUUUACUCAAAAAUAAUGUUAUAUUUUAAUGCAAUUGUUAUAAAAUAAUAUUAAAAACAUUUA
This is a messenger RNA of Pieris brassicae (large cabbage white), 866 nucleotides long. RefSeq names its product DNA repair protein XRCC4-like. Gene Ontology annotation, molecular function: DNA binding. The record is from RefSeq and is a predicted model, not a curated record. NCBI's taxonomy places the organism in Eukaryota, Metazoa, Arthropoda, Insecta, Lepidoptera, Pieridae. Gene Ontology annotation, biological process: double-strand break repair via nonhomologous end joining; DNA recombination; positive regulation of ligase activity. The coding region runs from base 173 to 775 and encodes 200 amino acids. Gene Ontology annotation, cellular component: DNA ligase IV complex; nucleus; DNA-dependent protein kinase-DNA ligase 4 complex. The transcript has a single exon.